ACACUUCAAGUGGCGCUAAACGAGUGGCCCGGAAAUCCAGCCAAAAUUAAACCGCAGAUUCAAUAAUCUCUCUUCUACUCUCAUAAUCUCUCUUUCUCUCUCUCGCGCUCUCUCUCUCUCUCUCUCAGUCAGCAUGAUUCAACACUCUCUCCCACAAUCAUAAGUCAUAACUAGCUUCAUUGCCCAAAUAUUCUUCCAUUCUAGGGUUCCGUGAUCAAGCAUGGCGCAGCAACUGAAGCGCGGGAUCUCCCGCCAAUUCUCCACGGGCUCGUUGAAGAACGUGAUGAGGCUGAGCUUCAAGCGGCAGAACUCGCUGGAUCCUCGCGUCAGGACGCUGCGAUUCAGCUUCGGCCGCCAGUCGUCGCUGGAUCCGAUUCGGAGGACCGGAGUCGACGACGAGUUGAGCGUGCCGGAGAAUCUCGAUUCCACGAUGCAGCUGUUGUUUAUGGCCAGUAGAGGUGACGUGGAAGGCGUCUUGGAGUUGCUUGACGACGGCGUCGAUGUUAAUAGUAUCGAUUUGGACGGCCGGACGGCGUUGCAUAUCGCUGCUUGUGAAGGUCAUAAUCAUGUCGUUGAAAUCCUGCUCUCUCGCAAAGCAAAUAUCGAUGCUCGUGAUCGUUGGGGCAGUACGGCGGCAGCUGAUGCAAAGUACUAUGGGAACGUUGAGGUUUACAAUAUCUUGAAAGCACGCGGAGCGAGAACUCCGAGAACCAGGAAAACUCCGAUGACAGUUGCAAAUCCUCGAGAAGUGCCGGAGUAUGAGCUCAAUCCCCUGGAGCUUCAGGUUCGCAAGAGUGAUGGUAUCUCUAAGGGAACAUACCAGCUUGCCAAAUGGAAUGGCACAAAAGUCUCUGUAAAGAUACUUGACAAAGAGAGCUAUUCAGACCCUGAAUGCAUAAAUGCUUUCAAAAAUGAGUUAACAUUGUUAGAAAAGGUUAGGCAUCCAAAUGUGAUUCAGUUUGUUGGAGCUGUCACCCAGAAUGUUCCCAUGAUGAUCGUUUCAGAGUAUCAUACAAGGGGUGACUUGGAAACUUAUCUUCAUAAAAAGGGGCGCCUUCCUCUAUCAAAAACUCUCAGAUUCGCUCUUGAUAUUGCUAGGGGCAUGAAUUAUCUUCAUGAAUGUAAACCAGAUCCAGUCAUUCAUUGCGAUUUAAAGCCAAAAAAUAUAUUGCUGGAUAGUGGAGGUCAAUUGAAGAUUGCAGGAUUCGGUGUAUUGAGGAUGUCAACAAUAUCUCCAGACAGAGCAAAACUAUUGCAUCCAGGGAUCAUUGAUCAUUCAAAUUUAUAUGUGGCACCUGAGAUCUACAAUGGUAACAUAUUUGAGAAACGAGCAGAUGUUUACUCUUUUGCUCUUAUCAUUUAUGAGAUGAUGGAAGGAGUCCAACCAUUUCAUCCCAAGCCUCCACAAGAAGCUGUGAGGUUAAUGUGUGUGGAUGGAAAAAGACCCACAAUUAAGCAAAAAUCAAAAUCUUAUCCUCCGGAGCUAAAAGAAUUAAUCGAGGAAUGCUGGAAUCCCCAAUAUGAUUUAAGGCCUACCUUCUCAGAUGUUAUUUCAAAGUUGGACAAAGUAAUAUUGAACUGCAGCAAACAAGGAUGGAAGGACACCUUCAAACUCCCUUGGUUAUGAAAGAUGCAACACAAUGUUGGAAGAAAAAGAGUGGUUCUGUUGUACAGCUUCAUGUUUCAUGUUUUUUUGAUUGAGAAGGCCAAUGAGAAGGCCAAUAAGGGAUUUCGGAACCUGAUACAAUCUUGGAGAGCUAGUCUUUAUGAUCUUGGGACCAAAAUAUGGUUCCUUUGUUGUCAAUUUUCCCUGGGAGCUGGAACAGAUCUGUAUGUAUAGAAUGUGUGCACAAAUUUUCAUUUUCAAGGAAUUAACAAUAGAGAAAAUAGUUUUGCUUUC
This is a messenger RNA of Daucus carota subsp. sativus, 1900 nucleotides long. Its product is annotated as integrin-linked protein kinase 1-like. Gene Ontology annotation, biological process: protein phosphorylation. The transcript has 12 exons. The record is from RefSeq and is a predicted model, not a curated record. NCBI's taxonomy places the organism in Eukaryota, Viridiplantae, Streptophyta, Magnoliopsida, Apiales, Apiaceae. Gene Ontology annotation, molecular function: protein serine/threonine kinase activity; ATP binding; protein binding. Bases 221 to 1627 code for a protein of 468 amino acids.